CAAUGGUUAAAUGAUAGUGGUGAGAUAAGGGUGGACAAGCAGGUGUUAGUUGCAUUUCGAAUCGGUAAAUAUGAAGAUGAAGUGUUGUGUGAUGUAGUACCGAUGCAAGCAGGACAUUUGUUGCUAGGACGUCCAUGGCAAUUUGAUAGGCUUGUGAAGCAUGAUGGCUUUACGAACAAAUACUCCUUUGUACUUAAUCAACGAUCAAUCACUCUUGUACCAUUGACUCCGCAGCAAGUAUAUGAGGAUCAAGUGAGAUUGCAAAAAGAGAGUGAUCAAAAGAAAGAGAGUGAACAGAAAAAAAAGAGUGAAAACCAGAGAGAGGCUGAGAAAAAUGAGAGAGAAAAAGAAAAUCAAAAUUCGGCCAUUGAGAGAAAAUCAGAGAGAAAACAAAAGAAAUUUUAUGCAAACAUGGGAGAAAUUAGGCAAGCAAUGCAUUUUUUCAAUACUAACGAACUUGAUAUCUCUCUUCCUAGUUCUGUUGUUUCUCUUUUGCAGGAGUAUGAGGAUGUCUUUCCCGAGGAAACACCACAUGGCUUACCUCCAAUCCGAGGGAUUGAACAUCAAAUUGAUUUUGUUCCCGGUGCGACAAUUCCAAACCGACCAGCCUAUAGGAGCAAUCCUGAGGAGACAAAGGAGCUUCAACGGCAGGUAAAGGAGUUGUUAGAGAAAGGGUACGUGAGGGAGAGCUUGAGCCCAUGCGCUGUUCUAGUAAUACUUGUACCUAAGAAGGAUGGGACGUGGAGAAUGUGCGUUGAUUGCCGAGCAAUCAACAACAUAACGGUAAAGUAUCGUCAUCCUAUUCCUCGCUUAGAUGAUAUGUUAGAUGAGUUACAUGGUUCUUGUGUAUUUUCUAAAAUUGAUUUAAAGAGUGGUUAUCAUCAGAUUAGAAUGAAAGAAGGAGAUGAAUGGAAAACUGCCUUUAAAACAAAAUACGGUUUGUACGAAUGGUUAGUUAUGCCUUUUGGUUUGACUAAUGCUCCAAGCACUUUUAUGAGACUUAUGAAUCAUGUUUUGCGUGCAUUUAUAGGUAGAUUUGUGGUUGUCUACUUUGAUGAUAUACUAGUUUACAGCAAAAACUUAGAUGAUCAUAAGGUACAUUUGAAAUCUAUCUUAGAUGAGAUGAUUAAUACAAAGCAGAUUUUCUACAAUGAGGUAAAGCCGCCGAACGUCCACGCAAACCCUCUCCCCGAUCAAGGAUUAGGUUCAGGACCUUCUGUCAACAUGAUUAGCAUAGCUGCUAUCGAAGAGGAAGAGGAUGCAUUUAAGACUUCAAUUCCAUUCGUCAUCAACUAUGCUCCGGAAGAAGUUGCAUUCGCUUCCGUCCCGUUUGUCAUCGAGGGCCCAGAGCCUACAGACAAAGGGAAGGCCCCUGCCGCGGCAUUCUUAACCAUUCCAGAAGCUACUCCACUUCCCUCGAAGAAGGUCACUGAUCAAGAAGCUGAAGCCUUCAUGAAGGUGAUUAAGGCAAGUGAAUACAAGGUGGUGGAGCAAAUGGGCAAGUCACCAGCCCACAUCUCGCUACUUGCAUUGCUUCUAAGCUCCGAACCACAACAUGACGCUUUGUUAAAAGUCUUUACUGCUGCACAAAUUCCGAAGGAGACUACAACGGAUAAGAUCGAGGAGACUGUCAAUUCCAUCUUCUCAAAUCAAAUCUUUUUUACCGAGGAUGAGCUCCCAUUUGAAGCCUCUUGCUUGGGAGGCCAUGGAUUCAUGCCGCCGGCGCAGUUCCUUCAUCACUGCAUCAGAAGUUGA
Punica granatum (pomegranate) is the source of this 1755-nucleotide messenger RNA. The record is from RefSeq and is a predicted model, not a curated record. Lineage: Eukaryota; Viridiplantae; Streptophyta; Magnoliopsida; Myrtales; Lythraceae.